This is a messenger RNA of Fusarium verticillioides 7600, 4049 nucleotides long. Its product is annotated as STE/STE7/MEK1 protein kinase. The record is from RefSeq and is a predicted model, not a curated record. Gene Ontology annotation, molecular function: ATP binding; protein kinase activity. NCBI's taxonomy places the organism in Eukaryota, Fungi, Ascomycota, Sordariomycetes, Hypocreales, Nectriaceae. The transcript is spliced from 5 exons. The coding region runs from base 740 to 2290 and encodes 516 amino acids. Gene Ontology annotation, biological process: protein phosphorylation.
CGACAGGCCGUUGCUGUAACUCCUUACGCCCUUUCAUGGUUUUAAAAAGUCGUGAUCACAUCCCCUCGCCAAAUUCUCCCGUUCCCCUCUUUACCCAUCUCGUCUUACCGCCCAGCUCUGCCUCUCUUUUGAGGUUUGUUGCGCCUCCAACUCCCUCAGAGCGCAACUCCAGCCACUCCCGUCACGUUGUCGCCGGCUAGACCCCGCCCUCCACUGUCCGCGCCUAACCAGCCAGAAGCUGUGAAAGAGACCGGGACAAAUCCCCCAUCGCAAUCUUCAGCGACGCUUUGCAUAGACGCCCCUGAUAAACCACGAUCGACUCUGGUCGAAAGAUUCCUCUGUGCUGUCCUUUUUUUUUUUUUUUUUUUUUAUCAUCGCCAUCGACGUCCUUGAUUCUCAACGAUAGAAUCAAGGCUUCUCGCUACGGCCCGAAAUCCACGUCUGCCAGCGCUCGCAUCAUCUCGACGGCAGGCAAGGAUAAGACGCUUCACCUGAACUGCGUCUAUUCAAGCUUGGAUACCACGAGCAGCUCUUAGGACUGCUUGGCCGUAUCGAUAUUCUUUGCGGCCUGGUGCGGUGACUCCUCUGUUCUAAAUAUCGGAAGCCAUCCACCCGUUGUCAGUAACUACACGAUAAGACCAGUCCGAUUAAUUCUUCGGCUUCUGCAGCACCCAGCGAGCCUUCAAGUUUCCGAGCCUCUUUCGUCAACCGAGCUAAAUUUCGCGCUCUACUCUCCAGAAUGGCCGACCCAUUUGCUCCACGCUCUAUGAAGCGCAAGAACGUCAAAGGACUUGCACUCAAAGCGGCUGCCCCUCGACCCCCACCAACCGCCGAAACCAACCAUCAUGAGUACAGCGGAAGCCAAGAUGCAGGUAAAGAUGAACAGUUGGAGAUCGGUAUUGAAUACAAACUGGACCUAAGACCCGAGGAUCUCGAAAUUCUCAAGGAGUUGGGAUCUGGUAACGGUGGUACGGUCAGCAAAGUGAAGCACCUAACAACAGGAACUGUCAUGGCUCGCAAGGUUAUUCAUGUGGAGGCCAAGCGAGAAAUACGGAAGCGAAUCGUUCGAGAACUCCAGAUUAUGCACGGCUGCCACUCUGACUACAUCGUGACAUUCUACGGUGCUUUCUUGACCCCAAAUAACGAUGUUAUAAUGUGUAUGGAAUAUAUGGAUGUGGGUUCCCUUGAUCGAGUCUCGAGAGUUUUUGGCCCCGUCCGAGUCGAUGUUCUGGGUAAAAUUGCAGAAGCAACUCUUGGUGGUCUGACAUACCUCUACACAAAGCACCACAUCAUGCAUCGUGAUAUUAAGCCAUCCAAUAUUCUCGUUAACUCGAGGGGUUCGAUCAAGCUUUGCGAUUUCGGUGUUUCUGGCGAGCUUGUCAAUUCUAUCGCUGACACCUUUGUCGGAACUUCCACUUACAUGGCACCCGAAAGAAUUCAGGGUGAGAAGUAUACCGUCAAGUCAGAUGUCUGGAGUUUUGGUCUGAGUAUCAUGGAACUUGCUAUUGGCAAAUUUCCUUUUGCUGCCAGUGAGCAACUCUCAGAUGGCGAUUGCGCUCCCGCAGGUAUUCUGGAUUUGCUUCAACAGAUUGUCCACGAACCAGCCCCCAAGCUUCCAAAGAGCGAUGCUUUCCCUAGCAUUCUUGAUGAUAUGAUUCAGAAGUGUCUUUACAAGGAGCCUGAACGUCGACCAACCCCCCAGGAGCUAUUCGACCGUGACCACUUUGUACAAGCCGCCAAGCGUACACCAGUUGAUCUUAGAGAGUGGGCUGUCGGUAUGAUGGAGCGUGACAAUAGAAAAUCCCACCUAGCGCCUCAGCUCUCUCCUGCAACCCAGGAUCUUCUACGCUCAAGUGACUCGCCCACCCAGUCCCAGCAGACACAGGCAUCGGCCCAACCCGAAGAACGGUCUCACACUCCCACUUCUGGCGAGAUCCCAAUCGGCGGCGCUGGUAUUAUCUCUCCUCGUGAUCAGUAUGGCUCUAGCCAGAGCCGAUCACCGCCUCGCAACGUAUACCCUUCUUCACGCACACCAGCUUCGGCUCACCCCGGACUUGGACCCAGAGUUGUCACCACGAAUUCUAUUCCCAAGGUUUCAGGUUAUCCUGACAGUGCUGGUCCUGUGAGCGCGAACGCUGCUACCUUUAGCUUACCUGUUCGACCAGCACCGCCAGGCGGACCUCUUCCCCCUCCGCCACCUAGAAAAGAGACUCCCGAUGAGCUACGAAGGGAGAACCGCAGACAGGCAGCGUUUGGGUUACCACCUAACCCUGGAUACAAUGUAUCUUAAGGCUAUGUUAUUCGAAUUGUUCCCUGAAGCUGCAUCUCCCGGGACAACCUUGCCGAAAAUAUUGGGACAGCGGCUUAACCCUGAAGAUCAUUUAGCAUAUCUCGGCGCACUGUUUUGAAACCUGCGGUGGUCUCUGGCUAGAUCACCACAUUUAAAUCACUUCAUAUACCUUCUUCAAAUUCCAAGGACCUGGUUUAGAUUUGAGGAGGCGAAGAUCUCUUGAUCUUGAUACCCGAGAGUCUACCUGCUGUGUCUAGUGUGGAGGAGAAUCAUGUACAGAAACCGGGACCAUAUAGGAAACCUAAAUUAAAUCAAUUCGUGGUUGAUUUGGCACCGUGAGAUCAAAAUCCGGCGAAAGGGGUGACAAGUUGUGAUUAACAUCUGGGAACUGACAAGGGCUCGUGUCGACUUCUUGCUAUUCCGGACCGGCGUCUCUCCCCACAAAGCCUUGUUCAAGGAUAUCAACGAGCUCAUCCAGCGUAGUAAUGACCAGAUCAGUAUGGGCAUGUUCAGCCAAUGCUCGAUUCACAUCAUUCACGAGCAAUACAGUAGCCGCGCCAGCCUUUCUGCCUGCGGUCAUGUCGUCGAUAGAGUCGCCCACCAUGAUAAGACCACUGGCGUCACCCUCGCCAGAUUCGCCGUGUAAGCCCCAAUUCUUAGCGAUGUGCAGGAUACCCGCAGGGUCAGGCUUGGGUGGACGGAAGUCUCGCGUCACGAUGGGAUGAAAGCGAGAGCCUUCGAGAAACUUCUCCAUAAGGUUUUGAACAGGGACAUCAAAGUUGCGGGUGCAUAUCGCCUUGGGGAUGGCAUUGGCGUCGAGGUACGCCAUCAGAGUCAUCAGACCUGGUUGAGGGGUCUGGGCCUUCAUGGCUUCGCGCUCAAUAUUGCGUAUAGACUCAAGAGCAGUCCCUUGUUCUGAUUUAGGGAGAGUAUCGAUGUGCUCGAGUAUGUCUGUUGUUUUUGUAAUUCCUAAAACAUCUCUCAUUUCCUUGAACAUGUACGUUUGAGGUUCGCUAUAUACUGGAUUAGCGAUGUAUUCGUUGCGCCCACUCCUCUUAACAUGUUGAGAAUAGUACAAAUGCAAAGAUGAACCAUCUUCUAUUUGUUUCAACCACAUCGGAUAGCGGAACAAAGAAUAUCAUCGAGCAUUUGUUUGUACAAGAUAUGUGAGUCAAGGUCAUGUGCGGGAGACCUCCGAGCCAUAAAAUAAGAGUAGAGUGAGACUGUGAGUGCAGGUCUUACCAAAGGGUACCAUCCAUGUCAAAGACCACUCCUCGAAGUCUGGGGGUGUCGGCAGGAAAGCUAUGCUUGCCCUUCUUCAAUGGUAUGAAUCGUUUCGGAUGUGGUGAAUUCAUGAUCGAGACCAAACGGCGUAGCAUAGAACUGAGCCUGAGGCACCUUGAAGAACGGUAGAAGAAGGUUGCUAUGGAGAACUGUAUGCAAUUAUAUGGAGGUACUGGAAUAUCCCUCUUUGUGCUUUUCUCUGAUGGAUGAUGAAAAUGAGAUCAGUGUAGUUGACAAUGGUAAUGAGUGCUUUGGCUCAGAGAUGACGCUCUUGUUUUGGUGGGGACAGAGAGAAUUCGGGGCUAAGAGUCUCUUAGGUUACCUUACCUGUUCCAAGACUUACACCUCCAGCUAGUUACCGAAGGUCUCGGAUACAUAUACCUAUAUUGCAGCACAAUUGAUAGCAACAGAUGCCAUUGCACCAUUUGGGCAACAAACCGCUUAACAACACUAAGUUGGGUACUGAGGCAGGCAU